ACAAUGAAUCUAUUAUGGCUCAUACUCUUAUUUCUUCAUCAAGGAUAUACUUUGGUUCCAGUGGUCACAGUUGAACCUGGUCAAUCUGUGACUUUGACAUGUGCUUUCAGUAGGACAUAUCAGAGCAACACAUGGCUUUACUGGUACAAACAGAGUGCUGGAAAUACUCUCAAUUUAAUCUUAUUGCAGCAGAGAACUACAAGCCCCCAAUAUGGACGAGAUUUCUCUCCUUCAAAAUUCCAUUUAACACACUCUGCGGAAAGAAGCAAUCUCACAAUUUUCUCAACAGUUCAAGAAGAUGAGGGGAUGUAUCACUGUGCUCAAAUGGAUGCGCUUGAAUCUAUGUGGAGUGGGACUUAUUUAUCAAUAAAAGGAAGCGCUCGUAAAACAUCGACAUACGCUGUUGUUCAGCACUCAGCAGUCAACGAUCAUCCAGCAGACCCAGAGACUCUGCAGUGUUCACUUCUCUCUGACUCUGAGAACAAAACUUGUGCAGGAGAACCAACUGUGUUCUGGUUCAGAUCUACAUCAGAAACUUCUUUCCCUGAUAUUAUAUACAAGGAUGCAAAAAGAAGUUACAAUUGUGAGACUAGAUCUGACACUCAGAAGAGAUGUUUUUAUAACUUCUCUAAGAACAUUAACUCUUCUGAUUCUGGGACAUACCACUGUGCUGUGGCCACAUGUGGACAGAUACUAUUUGCUAAUGAAAUACAUAUUAAAAAAGAUAAAACAAAUCCAUUCAAUGUGAAUGUGGCUACAGUAGUCAUAAUAAUUUGUUUGGCCAUUUCUAUAAUCGGUAAUAUAGUGUUGAUCUGCUUUCGAACAAAAAACUCACAAGCUGAGCAAUUUAAAGAAUGCUCUUCCUCCAAGAGAAGAAACCACUUCAGCUCAAAAGUAAAUAACACUGAAGAUGGACCUGAUCUUAAUUAUGCUGCAUUGCAUUACUCAAGAGGGAGAACAUCACAAGAAAAUAAAAGAGAAUUUAUGACAGAAUGUGUGUAUUCACAAGUUCAAGGAUCAGUUUGAGCAAAUGUACUGUGGACUGAAAAAGAAUGUUAAUAGAAAAAGAUGAUGUGAUGGAAAAGUACUACCAAU
Molecule: messenger RNA, 1095 nt
Organism: Cyprinodon variegatus (sheepshead minnow)
Lineage: Eukaryota; Metazoa; Chordata; Actinopteri; Cyprinodontiformes; Cyprinodontidae
Exons: 6
Coding region: 4-1026 (340 amino acids)
Biological process (GO): response to bacterium
Source: RefSeq, a predicted model, not a curated record